CUAUAAAAGCGAGCGGCUGCAGAGACGCGGAGCAGACGCCAGCGGACGAAGCUGCUCUCAGUUACACUCAGGACGGUCGAGCUGCUUCAUAUCGAGGGCAAGGAUGGGACUGCACAGCGUGGAGGAACUGGUGACCAGUAAGAGGUCAGAGGUCACGAAGCCGGAUGAGUUCCGCGGGGGCGUGUACGAGGCGGCCGUGGGUCAGGAGAAGCGGGACGACUGCGGGUCGCAGGCGGAGCCGGUGGAGGAGCAGGAGGAAGUGAGCGUGGCCGCGCUCAACAUGGAUAAAAGCGGCAGGUUGAAGCUGGAGACCGUCAACGACCUGUUCAACAUCCUGCAGCUGAGGAAGAGGAGGAGGGAGAAGAAGGCUCCCAUGCAGAAGAAACAGCAGCCGGAGCCUGAGACGCCACCAGAGACGGUGGACGAGCAGCUGUUCCUGACGGCAGUGAUGGAGAACAAGCUGCCGGUGGUGGAGAAGUUCCUGCAGGAUGGAGGAAACCCCGACGCAGCGGACAACUUCCAGAGAACAGCUCUGCACAAAGCCUCGUUCAAAGGUCACGUGGAGGUCAUGAGAAGACUCCUGGAGGCUGGAGCUGAGCUGGAGAGAAGGGACAAGCUGGAGGCCACCGCCGUCCACUGGGCCUGCAGAGGAGGAAGCCUGCCUGCGCUCCAGCUCCUCCUGGACCAGGGGGCAAAGGUCGCCUCCAGAGACAAGCUGCACAGCAGUCCUCUGCACGUCGCUGUGAGGACGGGACACUGCGAGUGCGCCGAGCACCUGAUCCACUGCGGAGCCGACGUCAACGCCAGAGACAGAGACGGAGACGCGCCGAUGCACGACGCCGUGAGGAUAAACCGCUUCAAGAUGAUCAAGCUGCUGAUGAUGUACGGGGCCAGUCUCAGCUCCAGGAACGCCGAUGGAAAAACUCCGCUGGAGACGCUGUAUUCAUGGCAGAACGGAGCCAAGAGCCUCCUGUGCGACUUCAGCGAGGAGCCGGUGCCCUAGAGCCGGGGCUCAGCAGGUGGUCUGGGCUCCUCGGCCCUGUGCCACUUCCCUGGAUGAGCUCAGGCUCAGCUGCAGCGCUUGGAUGCUGGGCCACGUCCGUUCACUCACCGCCUUCUGGUUCAGGAGCAUUCGUCAAUGAUGCCAAAUAUUGCUGGACAAUGUCUCAACUGGCAACAAAUACUUUGCGCCUCGUACACACCCCCGCCUUUCUACUUUAAGCUGAGUUAAAGUCAGCAAAUUUGCAUCGAGAUGAUGAUUUAUUUUUGGUUAAUGACAACUGUCAAAAGUUGCUUUAUUGCUUUUCUAUGAUUUAUGUUAUUAAUAUUGAUUUACACUACUUACUUCACUGUCUGUCUAUAGAUACGAUGUAGUUACUGUUAAAACGACUCCAGAUCAGGACGACGAGUUAGAAAAGCAGGUGGAGAAUGUGUUUUUUUUUGUGAGUUUAAAGUCAGAGAAGGUUGAGACGAACCUCAGUUUUGCUUACGUUGAGUCAACUUGGCUCCAACAGACACUUAAACUACAUUUAAUAGUUUACAUUUAUUAACAGUCUGUAAUUUAGCUGACUAGUUGUAUUUGUUUAUUUAAAAAGGCAAACCUUUAAAUGCUGGAUUCCUCCAUUUUUUUACUGGAGCUUAAAUCGAGGUCGAGGUCAGGGUCAGUUCUGGUUCCAGCUCUGGCUCCAGUUUUGGCUCCAGCUCUGGCUCCAGUUUUGGCUCCAGUUUUGGUUCCAGCUCUGGUUCCAGCUCUGGCUCCAGUUUUGGCUCCAGCUCUGGUUCCAGCUCUGGUUCCAGUUCUGGCUCCAGCUCUGGCUCCAGCUCUGGCUCCAGUUUUGGCUCCAGUUUUGGCUCCAGCUCUGGUUCCAGCUCUGGCUCCAGUUUUGGCUCCAGCUCUGGUUCCAGCUCUGGCUUCAGUUUUGGCUCCAGCUCUGGCUCCAGCUCUGGCUCCAGUUUUGGCUCCAGUUUUGGCUCCAGCUCUGGUUCCAGCUCUGGCUUCAGUUUUGGCUCCAGCUCUGGCUCCAGCUCUGGCUCCAGUUUUGGCUCCAGCUCUGGUUCCAGCUCUGGUUCCAGUUCUGUCUCCAGUUCUGGCUCCAGCUCUGGUUCCAGCUCUGGCUCCAGUUUUGGCUCCAGCUCUGGUUCCAGCUCUGGUUCCAGUUCUGGCUCCAGCUCUGGCUCCAGCUCUGGCUCCAGUUUUGGCUCCAGUUUUGGCUCCAGCUCUGGUUCCAGCUCUGGCUCCAGUUUUGGCUCCAGCUCUGGUUCCAGCUCUGGCUCCAGUUUUGGCUCCAGCUCUGGCUCCAGCUCUGGCUCCAGUUUUGGCUCCAGCUCUGGUUCCAGCUCUGGUUCCAGUUCUGUCUCCAGUUCUGGCUCCAGCUCUGGUUCCAGCUCUGGUUCCAGUUCUGUCUCCAGUUUUGGCUCCAUCUCCGUUCUUGUUUGUUUUGCUGUAUUGAAGCAGAUUCAGGAUCGUCGCUGUGUCUUUGGUGUGAGAUGAAAGGAGCUGCUGUCACAGAUGGUUCAGAGGAAGUGUGAUGAGAGUUUAUAUGGAUGAGUCGAUUCAUUUCUUAGUCAUAAUGUUGUAUGUAAAUACUGCUGUUUUAAUAAAAAAGACUUUAAAAUC
Molecule: messenger RNA, 2617 nt
Organism: Betta splendens (Siamese fighting fish)
Lineage: Eukaryota; Metazoa; Chordata; Actinopteri; Anabantiformes; Osphronemidae
Gene: ankrd1a
Product: ankyrin repeat domain 1a (cardiac muscle)
Exons: 9
Coding region: 104-1003 (299 amino acids)
Biological process (GO): positive regulation of protein catabolic process; protein ubiquitination
Molecular function (GO): protein binding
Source: RefSeq, a predicted model, not a curated record